UGCCCACCUUGUUCCAGCGACAAGCUACCCGAAAGCCAGCUGUUUGCAGUGAAUACAUUUCUGGCUAAAGCCGCCGGUUCGGCACGCAUUUUACCCCCUCUUUCCGGCUGUGGUUGUAGCCUUAUCUUUUAUCGUCAGAAUGAGGCAAGAUGUGAUCGGGUGCUGUCCUGCUAUCGCUGGCUAGGCGGACAAAUUCCUUCAACCAGCCUGCUGUUUCAAUCACUGCGGGUUGACACAACAUUAGCCGAGGCGUUGUUGAGUGAGCUAGCGGGCUAGCAAGGCAGCUUUCGUAGCCGUUACGUCUGUUUUAGCCAACGUUAGCUAAUGUAGUUACUUAGAGAUAGGACGCAUUGCUGUGGUGUGGAUAGUGCAAUAAGGGCUAUCACUAAUGUUAGCUUCAUAGCAAGGACUACUCCUUUUUUUUGGCGUACACUAGCCCGCUAACGUUGGGAGAGACUGCACAGAUAACAACUGUUACGGUUUUGGAUGUCGCGACACUGCAGUUUUGAACCACUUUUGGCGGAUUGUGAGGGCAGAAUUGGACCACAGUGACAGACGAAAAGAUAGAAUUGGACCACCAAGUGACGGAGCGGGUUAAUGAUAUAAACGAGGUAUUAGGUGGCUAAUCUGUGGCAGUAGCAGUUAAUUUUUUACAUUAGCUGUAUUAAGGCAGAGCAUCUCGGGGAGGCCCCACCGUCUCCUGACUCCCCUCCCCUGUCCGAAUCUCCCGUGAUUUGCCGAGAACACCCGGGUGAAGUCGCAGUUGUUCUCGGCUGGGGGGACAACUUGACAGCGAGGCCCCUAGCUUAGUCUCCCCUCCCCCAGUCCCGUCCAUCCAUCCGUCCAGCCCGACAGACCGCCUCCCCCUCGCCUGAGAUCGAAGCGAGGAUCGGGGAUUCGGGAUAAGCUGAAACCGUGGGCAAGUUGGUGUCGGGUCCCGUCUAAACCGGGCUGCCAAAACCAGAGGGGAUGACUCUGGAGUCCAUGAUGGCUUGCUGCCUGAGCGAAGAGGCGAAGGAGUCCAAACGAAUCAAUGCAGAAAUUGACAAACAACUCCGCCGAGACAAGCGAGACUCCAGGAGAGAGCUAAAAUUACUUCUUCUCGGUACGGGAGAAAGUGGCAAGAGCACCUUCAUCAAGCAGAUGAGGAUCAUCCAUGGAGCCGGGUACUCAGACGAAGAUAAGAGAGGCUUCAUCCGGCUUGUUUACCAAAACAUCUUCACCUCCAUGCAGGCCAUGAUCCGCGCCACUGAGACCCUCAAGAUCCCCUACAAAUAUGAACAGAAUCGGUCUAAUGCCAUGCUCGUGAAGGAGGUGGACAUUGAGAAGAUCGCUGGGUUUGACCAACCCUACAUUGCAGCUAUCAAAAGCCUGUGGGCCGACCCGGGGAUCCAGGAGGCCUACGACCGCCGCAGAGAGUAUCAGCUGUCUGACUCCACUAAAUAUUAUCUUAGCGAUAUAGACCGUGUGACUGCGGAGGGAUAUGUUCCCACCCAGCAGGAUGUGCUGCGGGUCCGUGUUCCCACCACGGGUAUAAUAGAGUACCCAUUUGACCUGGAGAACGUCAUCUUCAGGAUGGUGGAUGUAGGGGGUCAGAGGUCAGAGAGGAGGAAGUGGAUUCACUGCUUUGAGAACGUCACCUCCAUUAUGUUUCUUGUGGCACUGAGUGAGUACGACCAGGUCCUGGUGGAGUCGGACAACGAGAACCGUAUGGAGGAGAGUAAAGCUCUGUUCAGGACUAUCAUUACCUACCCGUGGUUUCAAAACUCCUCCGUCAUCCUCUUCCUCAACAAGAAGGACCUGCUAGAGGAGAAGAUCUCCUACUCACAUUUGGUGGACUAUUUCCCUGAGUUCGAUGGUCCCCAGAGAGAUGCACAGGCAGCGCGGGAGUUUAUCCUCAAGAUGUUUGUGGACUUAAACCCAGACAGCGACAAGAUCAUCUACUCUCACUUCACUUGUGCCACGGACACUGAGAACAUCCGCUUUGUGUUUGCAGCUGUCAAAGACACCAUCCUACAGCUCAAUCUCAAAGAGUACAACCUGGUGUGAGGGCUCACGUACGACGCACAUCUCCUCCCCCAUUGCACAAAUGCACACCUCUUUGGGAGUGUGCGCUCAGCUCCACAUGCAUUACACAGCACACCAUGCCGGCUCACACACAAACACACACAGACACACUAACAGAACCCUUCGUUUUUGUUUUGUUUUUUUUGUUUUUUUCUCAGUACAGUACGUUCACAGAUCCUCCCUCCUGCAAACGCCUCCCCUACUCUUUCACCAAAGCUCGCCAUCUUCCUCCUUCGCUCGGCAGCUUGUUGUGUCAGAAUCCUCGCUCCUCCCAAAGCUGCUCCGUGUGUCAGAUUUGGCCCCGGCUGCUGGCUCUGGGACAUUUCAUCUGGCACACAAACCUUUCACACGGGCUGUACAGUGACUGAAGGGGACUUUGGUGUUUGUGUGUGUGUGUGUGUGUGUGUGUGUGUGUGUGUGUGUGUGUGUGUGUGUGUGUGUGUGUGUGUGUGUGUGUGUGUGCAGCAUUGACUAGCAAGGAGCUGUGUUUUGGUGAAUAGCGGCAUCAAACCCCUUUGGCCCUCUGGAGUUGACCUUCAGCGGUGUGAGAUCAGGUCCUCCUCCAUCUCCUUUCUGAGCUCCUGCUGGUGUUGAAGGAAGUGAAUGCAGUAUCUCCUGGAAACACUCAAGGAUCGAUGGCUUGAUGCUGAAUGAGAGGUACUUGGGAGUGACUCAGACAGGAUGUGAGGUUGCACACAGGACGCAAGGGGAUGGGUCUGAGGAUUCUGUCUCCACCUUGCAUCUAUGAAUGUACCCACCAGUGUGAGCAUCGCAAUCGCAAAAAAUAGAAAUAUAUAUUAUGAAGUAAAUGCAUAUGUAAACACACUUAAGACAAAAAGCACGAGAGGGCAAGACAUAGCUAAUCAAAAUCUGUUCAUUGCUGAGAUUUUUUAAAUGUUUUUAAUGAUAGAAAUGUGUUGCUACAUCUACUUCUAUUUAACAGAUAAUGGCUAAAUGGAAUGGUGAUAAGAAAUGGUAAGAAAAUCUAUAAAAAAAAAACUUUUAAACAAAGACAUCUAAAAAAAGAAACAACCAGAAAUUUACUUGACAUAAGUAUCCUUUAAAGACUUCUGUAAUUUUUUGUUUAAGUUAAUCACAUCGCUUCCCUCCUCCAGAUGUUUUCUGUAUGGAUUCACAGGGACAAUCUUCCACGUGACCUUCACAGUAUCUGGCUCCACUGAUAGCACCCCCCACACCCUUAUUACAAAACACCAGUAGCAGGUGAGAGGACCCUGCUUUUGACACAGGCUCUGCUCUGAUUGGUGGAAGCAGGUGUGAAGGGGUGUGUGAUGACAUCAGUGUCCCACAGAGCACAUCUGCAGCUGGGGCUGCAAGUAGCUUAUUCAACAAAAUAAAAGCUGUAAAUUAAACACGCCCACACCCCGGUGUGUGUGAGUAGAAUCCAUGUGGUAACCUCUCUGAUGGCGUCACACCUACGUCACUCAGCCGUCCAAUCAGACACACUUCCUGAUGGUGACAUAGUCAUCCAUUAUAUCAGGAUGUGCUUCUGUUUACCUUUUUUUUAAUUUUUUUUUUUUUUUUUUUUAACUGUAUAGUCACUUUGUUUAUAAAAAGAUUGCUUGCUGUUGAGUGGUGAGAGGAAGGGGGGGGUUAUGAACCUUUCACAGAAAACACACUCUGAAGUCUGCAAAUGUUGUUUGUGUAUAUUUGUUUGUAAAUACAUAUACACAAAACACUCCUGUAUAAAAAUGCUCUGUGGUACACCAUCUUUGGCAAAAAAAAAAACCUACAAAAAAAAACAACUAUCAACUUCUUUCGUUAGCAUACAGUUUUUCCUAUGAAUUAAUGGUAGUAUUGAUACUGUGAUUAUGGAUUUUGUUCACUUGAUUAAUAGGACUACGCAGAGCUGAGUGGUGCUGAGGAAAUGAUCGGAAAGGAGCAAUAGUCAGAGAAAAGAGGUUCCUCCCAACCAGCCUCACAACUUCACACUACUGCAACAGCUCUGGCUCCAGAGUAAUACUAACUAGGGCUGGUAAAAAUCUUCACAGUAUGGUGACAAGAUGAUUUUAAGAGUAAUUAAAGAUUUUUUUUUAAUUUAUCUAAUUUAUGGACCAGGUUUGAAGGUGUUGAUAAUUUGACUGCUUUUGAUUCUGUCAUGUUGAAGUGCUCCUUUUCUCAUGGUGGAGCAUACUUGAGUCUGAACUGCUGUAAAAACGAAUGUCUGGUAUAGUAAGGACUUUAUCUCUGCUUUCUAUUUCUUAUUGAGACAUUUCCAGUUGUACUUGCCAUCACAUCUCCAUCCAUUUAUAAUACUGGUUUGUUUCUUUAGGAGCCCUCACAUUUGUUUUGUUUGAUUUUUAAAAAAAAAACAACAAAAAAAAAAAAGAAACUCGUAUUUUCUCUUGGUUUAUAGACGCAGCGCUGUAAUGCAUACCUAGAAAAAUGUAUAGUACGAACGUAGGUGGACUUUUUUAAUCAGUGAUUGAAGACCUAUGCGGUCCAUGCUUGCUAUUUGUAAUUUAACACAAGAAAUGUUGUCGGUUUUUUGCAAUGUUAAUUUCCAGUUUUUUGAGGCUUGCUUUGAUAGUGCCAGUGAAGUGCAGAUACUUUUUUGGUCUUUGACCUUUUCUACAGGUGACUUAUCCUUCAUCCUCAUUAAGGGCUAUCACAGUGCAUCAGGCAUCAGACAGUGGGGAGUGGAGUACAGGACCACAGUGAACCAAGUCAUCCACUACUAAUUCUUGUUUAUAAAUGGAGAUUACUCGCAGUAUGUGCUAUAAGAAGUAUAGACAGGGUGUUAAUGCAAACAUAAGGUGUGUGUAGAGAGUUUACCAACACUAAGAAGUUUUCCUUAUGUAUUUGGCCCUUUGGUUAACUACAUGGACCUAGUAUCUGGCUCUCUGACCUUCACUACGUCAUGGUUUUUUGUUUUUUUUUUGCAUUGGUAUCACAGUGUUAACUGUUACACCUCAUGCAGUGUAGACACACUUAUCACUAAAGACACUACUACCAGGACAAGUAUUGCAUGUUUCCCCAAGUAUUUGAGUCGUACCUUUUAGCCAAGAAAUCUUAAUGGCCAUACUGGUGGAUUUGCAUGUUUUAGCCCAUUAACUACAGAUCUUACACUGUCUUAUAGACUCGUCAAUUUAUAGAUUGAUUUCCUAACUUCCAGGCAGCUGCUGGUUUCUAUUAAUGCCAUUAAGGUUUGAAAAGUAACUUGCAGAGUGCUGAAACGUGAUUGUGAGAGACAUUUAGUCUCCUUCCCCCUUUUUGUCACACUUGCAGUAUUGUGUGAUAGUUGUAGUGGUAAUGCAGUGAGCAGGGCUAUUUCCAGUCUCCCUUGUGGAUGCUUUCAAAGAAGCUCUUGCAUCAGAGUUUUAAGAAUCGAUUGCCAUAAAUGUUUUUGAAAGCUGCAUGGGUCAUAAAUUCAAAGUAAGAAAACAAGCAUGAUGUAAUGUGAAGCAUAAUGGGUAUUUGGUGAUUUUGGUGAAAAUUGUUGCUUCUCGCUUCUUAAAUCUCAAAUCUUUUUCAGAAGAACAUGAUUGCACCAAGUGCCAAUCCAACUCUUCUGAUACCUCAACUCAGAGUAUCUGCUGAUUCCACGGCUCUUUUUUGUGUGUGUGAAGCUUUAUUGGAAUCAUUUAUUUCAAACCAAAGGCUGUUGAAAAGAUAGAGAAUCAGUCUAAAACCUUUAGAUUCAAUGCAAGUGACGUUUGAACACUAUUAAUGGGGCUAAUAUCUGUUAAAAAAAAAAAAAAAAAAAAAUCCAGUGUGGUCCUUAACUGCCAUUUUGUCUGCUGAAAAAAUGACACUAGCCUUGUACGGACGAGAGCAGACAGCCAACCACUACACAGCUGUCAUAAAGAGGGUCUGGAUGCCAGUAUUUAGGUGAAAUGAUUAUACCAGUAUGAAUACCCAAGUAUUUAUCACUAGUUGUGUUAAGAUUUACUGUGUGUUGAGUGCAGCUCACUUUAAUAGUGACAAACCAAUGUUGUAUUUUUAAACUUGACACUGCAACUCUGGCACAUGGUGAAGGGCUGACUGGCUUUUAGUGUGGGUUUGUAGUUUGUUUGCAGUCCAUAGUUGCAGCGUGUUUUCGACACAUCUCAACAUAAAUGAGCUGGAAAGAGGGAAGGCAGUCCCUAUGACACUUAAAUCUCCUUCUCGCUCUCUCUUUCUUGUCCAUUUUGAGCAUUAACCAGUGAAAAGACUGGACUGGUUUUUCACUACAACACUCUCUUAUUUAUUGCCUUUCAUUGCCUUGAAUAAUGACAGAUUAUGUUGCUGGCCCGUUAUGGCUUUGGAGCAUGCUCUGUGACCUUUUGGUGGCCGGGGCUGUGUGACGUUCCUUCCUGUGGGCCUGUUGGAAUAAGUGGAAUCAAACUUAUCUUUCAGACAUCAGUAUGGAGUCAGUGCAUAUUCAAAAACUUAAGCUUGUUCCCUUUUGUUUUUUGUUUUUUAUUUUUUGUGUGUUUUUCAUUUUCUCUGUGUACGAUAAGAAGACAUUACCAGAACACUAUUAUUUAGGACCACUUGAUUUAUUUUUCCUCACUCCAAUGAAACCUGAAGGUCAAUUGUGUGGUGUAUAAAAUGCUGUUUUUUUUUCCUCUUUAUUUUGUAUGUAAACCAAAUGUAAAUUAUGUAUUAUACUGAGUGUGCCAACCCCACUCUAUCUAGAGCCAGGCUCUCUCUAAGUGCCAACGCUGUGGUCAUCAUCAAAAGGACCACCACAUGACAUGGUCCCCCUUUUUAAAUAAAACACACCAGAGACUAAAAGGAUAGAUGAUUAAGUACACGCAAAGACUUUAUUCUGUAUUUAAGAUUGAAGAUUUAAAAGAUAAUCUGCUGUUGUUGUUUUUUUUAAGAAACUGUAAUUAUAAUUGCAUGUGCUCUUUAUUUUGUGUUGGAAGUGAGGGCUUGGAUGUUUUCAUUGAAGCAGAGCCCUUGAUGAAGGGGGUUCAAUCAGUUGGUUAUUAUCGAUUAUUGAUUUACAUAACUCUUGCCAUAUUUUUUUAUGUGUUUCAUGUAUUUGUUUCAACCACUGUUGCCUGAUCCUCAUUCAAACAUGAACAUGACUUAUGAUCAUUGCCGCCUUCUAAGAGAGAAACAUAAUGACAAGGUAUCUGUUUUAAAUUGAAAUAAAUUUGUUCCUAUACUUGC
Toxotes jaculatrix (banded archerfish) is the source of this 7188-nucleotide messenger RNA. It is a transcript of the gene gna11b, whose product is annotated as guanine nucleotide binding protein (G protein), alpha 11b (Gq class). Lineage: Eukaryota; Metazoa; Chordata; Actinopteri; Toxotidae. The transcript is spliced from 7 exons. Gene Ontology annotation, biological process: action potential; phospholipase C-activating dopamine receptor signaling pathway; adenylate cyclase-modulating G protein-coupled receptor signaling pathway. Bases 970 to 2049 code for a protein of 359 amino acids. Gene Ontology annotation, molecular function: G protein-coupled receptor binding; guanyl nucleotide binding; G-protein beta/gamma-subunit complex binding. Gene Ontology annotation, cellular component: heterotrimeric G-protein complex. The record is from RefSeq and is a predicted model, not a curated record.